Messenger RNA from Rosa rugosa (rugosa rose), 4119 nucleotides. RefSeq lists its product as uncharacterized. The record is from RefSeq and is a predicted model, not a curated record. NCBI's taxonomy places the organism in Eukaryota, Viridiplantae, Streptophyta, Magnoliopsida, Rosales, Rosaceae. Gene Ontology annotation, biological process: DNA repair; telomere maintenance. The transcript has 9 exons. Gene Ontology annotation, molecular function: DNA helicase activity. Bases 259 to 4119 code for a protein of 1286 amino acids.
CAUGUAUAUAUGAAUGCCAGAUUGGACAAUAGAUAUAAAAUCAUGGUCAGCAAGCAAAACUGAAAGCAGAUCGCUAAGGACCUAUAACCUAUUGAUCUAUAUUCAAGCUUGGACACUACAGAUAAAAUCAUGACCAGCAAGCAAAACUAAUAGUUGAAGCAUAAGGACCUGUUCAUCUAUAUUCAAGCCUUCAAGUAAACACCAAAAGACUGGGCAACUCGACGGUUAAAUCAGGUCCUGUUGGGUUCACAUACCACUAUGUCUGACUCAGGUUCACAUACUAGACCGAGUCAGGUUCACAGAGACGAAUCAGGGGCAACCCAGACUGUGGAUGCUUCAAGAACAGGCACGACACAAAUGGAUCAUAGAGAGCGUGCACGUGCUAGCCAUCAAGAAUGGCGACAAUCGAUGAGUUCUACACAACAUCAAGCCUAUUUGGCACGGCGGCGAGCUCAUGCUCGGGGAAAGCGACUAGCCGUGGAAAAUGUAAGUGACCAUGGACAAGAGGCGGGCCCAAGUAAUAGGAAUAGGCUAGCUCCAGUACACUCCGACAACGAGAGCAUAAGUUCAAGAGUUUCAUCAUAUUCCCAAAACCAUGACCAAGAUGCUGCAAGGGUGCGCUUGACCCACAUAAGACAAUUAGCCCGUUCGACUAUGUCUCGACCGAGCAAUGUGGUUAUUCAGAAUUCUGUGCCUUACGAGAUGCCUAAUGUCACAAUGAAUAAUCACGAUGAGGACCACAAUAACAACGAGCAUAUGAUGAAUAAUCAUGAGGAUCAGAACAACAGCACUGAGCUAGAGAAUAAUCAACAGGAUCAGCGCAGCAGCAGUGUUGACCCAGUGCGCCGUACAAGGAGAGCAGUAGUAAAUUACAACUGCGCUAGAGAUUUUAAUGAGGGAUGGGGUGUCCCAUUUUGUCGACUGCCUGCACUAAGAACAUGUCCAUACUGCAAUGCACGGUUAUUUCAUCGAGAGACCUUCAAUUUGUGUUGUUCGAAAGGAAAUAUUGUUCUGCCUCUAAUACCCUCUCCGCCAGAGAUGAUCCAGCUCUUUUCUGACCAAACAGAUGUGGGUAGAAAAUUCAGACAAAAUAUCCGAGCCUAUAAUAAUGUGUUUGCGUUCACUUCAAUGGGUGUGCAUGUUGAUGAAUCCAUUAAUCUUCAAGGUCGUGGAAUUUAUACUUUUCGUGCACAGGGUUCUAUAUAUCAUAAGAUUGGUGGACUUUUACCAAGUGAAGGGGCGAGACCACGAUAUCUACAAGCUUACAUAUAUGACACCGAGCAUGAACUUGACAAUCGAUUGUCUGAAAGUGUAGUUUUAGACAGGGCAUUGGUUGAAAAGAUACAACAGAUAUUGAAUCACUAUAAUCCAUUUAUCCAUCAAUUUCGAAGCCUCGGACAGCGCCAAGACUUGCCUAAUUGCAGGCUUAUCAUAAGAGAGCAGCCUUCAAAUCAACGUCAGUAUUGUUUACCAUCUGCAUCACAAGUUGCUGCUAUUAUAGUAGGAGGGGGCGACAUCAAUCCGAAUGGAAGAGAUUUAAUUGUCCAAACAAUUAGUGGAAGACUCUGGAAUGUUAAAGACUCGGUCGGAUAUUACGACCCCAUGCAGUAUCCUUUGUUAUUACCUUAUGGAACAUAUGGGUGGGAUAUUAAUAGUCAUGAUGAGAAUGGAAGACCUAUGUCAUGUUGCGACUAUUAUGCAUAUAUGUUACAGAUGCGCCCAGGUGAUGAAAAUCCUCUACUUCGAGGCGGACGGCUCUUACAACAGUAUGUUGUAGAUAAUUACGUGAAAAUUGAAUCACAAAAACUCAGAUGGCUUCGCAGUAACCAAGAUACAAUUAGGAAAGAAUUUUAUCAAGGACUUCAAGACUCUUUUAUUGCAGGGGAAAACAAUGCAGGUAACGUCGGUCAUAGGACAAUUCUGCCAUCAUCAUUUGUUGGAAGUCCACGUGAUAUGUACCAACGGUACCAAGAUGCGAUGGCUUUGGUUCAAAAGUAUGGCAGACCAGAUUUGUUUAUCACUAUGACGUGUAACCCGAAUUGGGAAGAAAUUAAAAGUGAGCUACUCCCUGGACAAACAUCACAAGAUCGUCCAGAUUUAGAGGUCAGGGUAUUUCGUUCAAAACUUGAGCAACUAAAAGAAGACAUCAUCACCAAAGGGGUAUUGGGAAGAGUUAUUGCUCAUGCUUUCGUCGUUGAAUUUCAGAAACGGGGCCUACCACAUGUACACAUGCUGGUCAUGUUGGAUGAAAAUGAUAAGCUUAAUAACCCUGAAGAUUAUGACCGCAUUGUUAGAGCAGAAAUACCAGAUAAAGAUGAAGAGCCUCAACUUUAUGAUCUGGUGUUGAAACAUAUGAUUCACGGUCCAUGUGGAACCUUAAACCAACAGUCUUCAUGUAUGAAAAAUGGGAGAUGCAAUAAAAGUUAUCCAAAAUCAUUUGCAAAUUUCACUGUGCAAGGAAACGAUGCAUAUCCUAUAUAUCGAAGACGAGCAAGUCGCUUACCAGUCCCUCUACGUAGAUCUAGAGACACAAUGGUGGAUAAUAGUUGGGUUGUUCCUUAUAACCCGUGGUUGUUGCUACGGUAUGAUUGUCACAUCAAUGUUGAAAUAUGUGGGAGCAUAAAGAGUGUCAAAUACUUAUAUAAGUAUGUCUACAAAGGUCCUGAUAGAGUUGCAGUUCAAGUGCAAUCUGACCCGGAGUUCGAUGAAAUAAGACAAUUUGUCGAUGCAAGGUGGGUUUGUGCACCAGAGGCUUUAUGGAGGAUAUUUAAAUUUGUAAUGAACAGAAUAUAUCCAACAGUCGACCGAUUACAAAUACAUCUUCCAAACAUGCAACAAAUCAUAUUCGAUUCAGAUGAGACUAUAGAAGACAUUCUAGCAGAUGAGCAUGCACAAAAGUCUAUGCUUACUGAAUAUUUCACCAUGAACCGUAUGGAUCCGGACGCAAGGCGAUAUCUGUAUCGAGAAUUCCCUCAAUACUAUAGGUGGGAUAGUAAGCACAAAGCUUGGGUGAAAAGAAGGAACAACUACAAGGUUAUUGGGAGAAUAUACAGUGUUUCACCCUCCGAAGGUGAGAAAUUUUACCUGCGUGUCCUUCUUAAUCAUAUCAGAGGACCGAGAUCAUUUCGUGAUUUGCUUACUAUUAAUGGGGUUCUGCAACCAACUUUUAAGGAAGCGGCAGAGAAACGAGGUUUGCUGGAAGAUGAUAACAGCAUCAGACAAUGUCUGUUAGAGGCCUCUGCAAUUAGAAUGCCAUCAGCUUUGAGAAGAUUAUUCGUCACAAUUUUGGUGUAUAGUCAACCAACUGGUGUUCGAAGAUUGUGGGACGAAUUUUAUCCUUUCAUGAUCGAAGAUUAUUCUUCUUCAAGUGAUAUUGUCGAUAUUUCUGUCAGAAACAGGCUACUUCGAGAUCUAAACAGAAUGCUAGAACAAUUUAAUAAGACCACUAGAGAAUUUGAUCUGCCCGAAAUGACAAGUGAGCCAGAAGAUAGUCUAGGAAUGCCGAGAUGUAUUGAAGACGAACUUUCUAUAAAUAUCCCGCAAGAAGAUAUUGAUGCAAUUGACUACCUUAACAACGACCAAAUGAUCGCAUUCAACACCAUAAUGGCCGCAGUUGACGGAAGAGAAAGUGCAUUAUUUUUUCUCGAUGGUCCUGGAGGUACUGGGAAGACGUACUUAUAUCGUGCAUUACUAGCAAAGUUGAGAAGAACGAAUCAUAUAGUCUUAGCCACAGCAUCAUCUGGAAUUGCUGCAAAUUUAUUGCCCGGCGGGAGGACAGCUCACUCUAGAUUCAAGAUUCCACUCAAUGUAGAUGCAUCAUCCAUGUGUUCCAUAAGUAAACAGUUUGCUCUAGCACGACUGAUACAAGAUUCCACUGCAAUUAUUUGGGAUGAGGCACCUAUGACACAUCGACAUGUGUUUGAAGCACUUGAUCAAACAUUUCGAGACAUGAUGGAUGUCGAAUUACCGUUUGGUGGAAAGAUAAUGAUUUUUGGGGGAGAUUUUCGUCAAGUUCUCCCUGUUAUUCCUAAAGGAACGAAGUCUGAACUCAUUCAAGCCUCCAUUAAUUUCUACUUCGUGUUGGCGAUGGGAGUGAACAAGUCAUUAACGAUGAAAUGA